This is a messenger RNA of Capsicum annuum, 997 nucleotides long. Its product is annotated as pentatricopeptide repeat-containing protein At4g21880, mitochondrial-like. Lineage: Eukaryota; Viridiplantae; Streptophyta; Magnoliopsida; Solanales; Solanaceae. The transcript is spliced from 6 exons. Gene Ontology annotation, molecular function: protein binding. The record is from RefSeq and is a predicted model, not a curated record. Bases 259 to 717 code for a protein of 152 amino acids.
UUUUGCUGAAUAUUCUGGCAGAAAGACACUCGUGCUGCAUUAGAGGUUCUCAAAAAAAUGGACGAUACUAAUGUAAAGGCAGACUCUUAGACUUUCGGUUAUCUGAUUGCCAAUUGUUCGAGUGAGGAUGACAUAUCUAAGAUGCUCAUCUUCUUGACAUUGGCUACAAGUGUGCGACGAUAACAGUUGGAAGUUUGAAAAUUUGUAGUUUCUUGAUGAGAUGAAAGAUUCUGGAGUCCACUGACAAAACAUGUAUAUAUGGCCCUAAUAAAUGGAUAUGCAGCUUCUGGACAGUUUGAAAAGGCUAAACAGGUAAUUAAUGAGCGAGGAGUACAUGUAAAGGGUUUCAAUGAAAUUAGAAGUGUGCUUGUUUCAGCUCUUGCUUCGCAUGGGCAAAUGUCAGAUGCCCUUAAAAUAUAUGAGGAAAUGAAAGAAUCUCAAUGCAAGUUGGAGCCAAAAGCAAUUAUUGCUCUCAUUGAAAAACUUCUAUCUGAGGGACCACUGGAUAGAUUGCUCCACCUACUUGAGCAAUUAAAUGGCCUCGAUCAGUGGGUGGAUGCUGCCUAUAGGGUCAUUUCAUAUUGUAUUCGGCAAAACCAUUCAGAUCUAUCGUUGACUUGCUUAAAAAGCUGGUGGAUACAUACAAGGAUGGUGAAGUUGCUCAGGAAUCUGUAUUCGAUGAGGUGUUCUGCCAUAUUACAGAAAAAGACCCAAUAAAUUUACAGUUUGGGUUGGAUCUCCUUCAGGUCAUUAAGAAAGAGAUUGGUCUCCUCCCUUCACGAUAAUGUCUUGAUUUCCUACUAAGUGCUUGUGUCAAAGCCAAAGAUUUAGAAGCUUGUCAUCUGAUUUGGGAAGAGUAUAAAAUAUCUGGCCUGCCUUACAACAACAUUUUAAGUUAUGUGAGGUAAUUUCAAUAACUAAUAUUUUUGAAUCUUGUUUGCUUGCCUGAAAUUAUCUUGAGCCGGGGUCUAUCGGAAACAACCUCUCUACUUCUUCG